UAUAAAAAGGUUCGGGUUCACAGUCCGGAAUAUCAUUGAGUACUCCAGCUCAAGCACUCCAGAAACCACCAUGAAGGUCUUCAUUCUUUUCGCUUUAUUCGCCGCCUCUCAGGCCGCCAUCUUGCUCGGUGGAGCAAGUGAACAGUACAGAAGCGAGGAUGGUCUUGGUACCUACUCCUUCGGUUACAACGAGGGUCAUGGAAGCGGUGCCACAUUCCGCAAAGAAACCGGAUCUCAUGGCGUUGUUGCCGGAUCAUACGGACUCAGUGAUGCCGAUGGUCGCCGACGAGUUGUCAACUAUGUUGCUGAUGCCGCAGGAUUCCGUGCUGACAUCAAGACAAACGAACCCGGUGUUGAGCCCAAAGACCCAGCUCACACUGCCAUCAACAAGGCCGUCGUCGCCGCCCCAGUUCUUGCACAUGCCGCCCCUGUUCUCCACCAUGCCGCUCCCCUUCAUCAUGCCCCUGCUGCCUUACAUUAUGCCGGCCAUCCUUUGGGAGCUUACAGCUACAGCACGGCCGUAGGACAUAAUGGAGCUGCAUGGGCCCCUCAUGGUUUGGGCCAUUAUGCCUACCAUUGGUAAAUUUAUCCCAAAUGAACUGUGACGGAACUUUUGAAUUUUAUCGUGCCAAUUGUUGAGGUUUCUGUUAACGCAUCUGCUCAAAGGGUGCUUAGCUUUUGUGUGUGUGAAGAUGGGAAAAUAAAGUGGUUUUAUUUUUAAA
Messenger RNA from Stegodyphus dumicola, 722 nucleotides. Its product is annotated as cuticle protein 14-like. The record is from RefSeq and is a predicted model, not a curated record. Gene Ontology annotation, molecular function: structural constituent of chitin-based larval cuticle. Lineage: Eukaryota; Metazoa; Arthropoda; Arachnida; Araneae; Eresidae. Gene Ontology annotation, cellular component: chitin-based extracellular matrix.